CCCCUUUUCUCGUACGGCUACCCCGCUUCCUCCGCGCCACCUCGAUGGAGCUGCACGGGCUGGACCUCCGCUUGCAUUUGCAACCCUCACAGGCCGGCGCGGGGUUCCCGUUGGUUGAGAGGCUGACCCUCUCCGGCUGCAACGUCGACCUCGGGGUCUUGAUCCCUAACUGCCCGCGCCUGCAGGUGCUCACGGUAGACGACUUCACCGUCCGCUCGACAUCGCUGCAAGAGCUCCUCGUGAACCGCAUGAAGGCGAUGAGAGGCCGCGCAGAGGCAUGCGCGCUUAUGCAAUUGACGGCGUUGUCCUCCUUCCUGGACGGCGGCGAGCAUAGCUGGUCCUGCUCGUAUCCCAAGGUGACUCAUGGGCUUGCUCUUUGGGGCCUCUUGGAGCUGGGCUUGAAGACAUGAAAGAGACAAGGAGAGGAGGUCUUGUCCCUGCACAUGUGUGCCCAAGAUUCAUUGAGUUUUCAAGGUGCAGAGCGCGGAUUUGUGGCGGAGAUAGGUAAACAUGUGGUCACCCAGUUCUCUACUUUGAAUCUACAUCUCACAACAAAGGGGCAUGCAUUUGGAGCAUUUGUCUUGCGUCUCCUUGGCAUGCAUCGUCUUAAAGAUAUACAGAAUUUUAACAUCGAUGUAUCGAGAUCCGAGGUGAAAGAAGCAUGCCCACUAAAUUGUCCUUGCGAUGGCUCAAAGGAUUGGAGAUCCCAAACUAUCUCCUUGAAUCUUCGAAAAGUGAAAAUUGAAGGCUUCAAAGGGAAGAAUCAUGAGUUAGAUUUCCUGAAAGUGGUACUUAGAUGCUCGCCAAUGCUUAAAAGUGUGACUGUGAAGCUGCCAGAUCAAGACAUGCCAAGUGAUGAUUGGUGCACAAAAAUACACAAUAUUUUUGGAGAGUAUCCAUAUGUAGAAGGCAACAUUGAUCUUAUCUCUGGUUAGAGGGGUUCUGCUUGCAUGAUUAGCAUAUACUCCCUCCGUCCGAAAAUACUUGUCAUCAAAAUGGACAAAAAAGGAUGUAUCUAGAACUAAAAUACAUCUAGAUACAUCCCCUUUUAUUUAUUUUGAUGACAAGUAUUUUCGGACGGAGGGAGUAUGUCUAGAAGGAACAAUUACUUUUACCUUUUGCAUGAUUAACAUGUUCCUAGAUGCGGCAACUACUUUUAUGUAAUUAUUAUAUGUUUGUACGGGUCUGAAUCCUAAACUCAUGCUUGAUAACCGAAUGGCAGGACAUCUGCCUUUUCGUCAAAAGAUAAGGAAAAAAAAAUCAUGCUUGAUCAA
Molecule: messenger RNA, 1274 nt
Organism: Triticum aestivum (bread wheat)
Lineage: Eukaryota; Viridiplantae; Streptophyta; Magnoliopsida; Poales; Poaceae
Exons: 3
Coding region: 444-935 (163 amino acids)
Source: RefSeq, a predicted model, not a curated record